AGAUAGCAAAGAGUGGUAAGACUUGUUACUUGAAUAACACAGUUGAUGUUUGUUUUCAUUUCAAUCUAUAGUCAUCAAAAGUUCAUUUGAAAUAAAUAUGUCUCGUUUUUCAUCAAUCUUAAUUACUGGGGCUAACCGUGGACUUGGUUUGGAAUUUGUGAAGCAAUUUAUAAAAUUUGACCCUAAAGUAGACACUAUCAUUGCUGUUUGCCGAAAUCCUGAUAAUGCUCAAGAGCUUCAACAAGUUUCUUCAUCUACUGAUAAUGUGAAAAUAAUUGGACUUGAUGUUAAAGAUUAUUCUAAAUAUGACCAAGCAUAUGAACAAAUUGAGAAAAUCGUUGGUGACAAAGGAUUGGAUUUACUAAUCAAUAAUGCCGGUAUUGCUUUACGAGGGAAUCUUGAUGUCGUUACUCCACAAGAUAUGUUGGAAAAUUUUGAGGUCAAUGCUGUGGCUCCAUUGAUGUUUUCUAGAAAAUUGAUUCCACUGGUUAAAUCUUCAAAGACUAAAGUGAUCGUCAAUAUUUCGUCAGAGCUUGGAAGCAUUGCCAACUGUUCAGGGCAAAUGUACCCAUACAAAACGAGCAAAGCUGCUUUGAAUAUGGUUACAAAAUGUAUGGCUUGUGAUUUGAAAAAAGAUGACAUCACUUGUGUUGCAUUGCACCCAGGCUGGGUUGUUACCGAUAUGGGAGGACCAAGAGCUCAUCUCAAAGUGGACGAAAGUAUAUCUAAAAUGAUCGAGGUCAUUAAAAAGAUUGACAUUAACUCGACAGGAAGUUUCUUGUCUUAUAAUGGUGAAACGCUUCCUUGGUAAAAAGUGCUUCAGUUUGAUGUUAAUUUAUAAAUUUUGCUGCCUUUCAUUUCGAUUUUUCCGAAAAUUCAUUAUAACUCAUCAUUUUAUCCUAGUAAAAAAACAGGCUAUCAAAUUAUAUACUAACCGAAAAGAUGAUGUAGAAAGAUUAACCAAAUUAAUAAAAUUUAUUUUGUUUUAAAUUGUUUAAA
This is a messenger RNA of Tetranychus urticae (two-spotted spider mite), 999 nucleotides long. RefSeq lists its product as uncharacterized. Gene Ontology annotation, molecular function: oxidoreductase activity. NCBI's taxonomy places the organism in Eukaryota, Metazoa, Arthropoda, Arachnida, Trombidiformes, Tetranychidae. The record is from RefSeq and is a predicted model, not a curated record. Gene Ontology annotation, cellular component: cytoplasm.